CCCGUGCCGCCCUCUCCUCAGCCGCCCAGCCCUUCGCCGCCGUCUCCUGGGCCGCCCAGCCCCUUGCCGCCAUCUCCUGAACCUCCCUCGCCUGAGCCGCCCUCACGGGAACCUCCCUCGCCUGAGCCGCCCUCACCGGAACCUCCCUCGCCUGAGCCCCCAAGCCCAGAGCCCCCAACACCACAGCCGCCCUCGCCCAAGCCCCCAAGCCCCCUGCCGCCACCUUCACCCCAGCCACCAAGUCCACCACCUCGCCCCUCACCACCUCCUCAUCCCAAGCCCCCUAAGCCGUCACCGCCCAAGAAGAAGCCACCAUCGCCCAAGAAGUCCCCACCCCCGCCACCGCCCAGCCCUGCACCUGCUCCCAUUCCCGCCUCGCCCUCACCCAUGCCACCCCUUCCUCCCUCACCCCCGGCACCCCUAGUUCUGGAGACCCAGAGUUUUAACCUGGUGAUAUCCUUGAAGCUAUCAUGGACGUCCCCAUCAAACUUUAAAACCCAGGCCGCUAAGCUUUCUGUCGACGUUGCAGCUGAGAUGGCGACCUACUUCCACGUCCCUGCGGGACAGGUCCGGGUGGUUAUCCUAACAACCUCCGCUACGGCAACGACCACUGCUGCUGACGCGGCGGCGGCAACUACUGAUGCGACAAUCCUGGGCGCACGCUCCGCCGCGGUUGCCAUGGACGUAGAGGAAGGCAACGCUGUGCCGUCGCCACAAACAGACGCCAGUACGCAGGACACUGUCACAGUCAAUGCUGCUGCGAGUGCUGCUGCAGCCGUGUUGCUAUCCCCGCCGCCCUCGCCCCCCUCUGCGAUUGUGCGCCUAUUGGCGGUGGCCUUUGUUGACCUGCCAGCUGUGCAGGAUGCGGUGUUGACGGAAGCGGUGUCGAAGUUCUAUGCUAGCCCCCUGGAAGCGUUCAGCAGCAGCUUCAACAGCCGUUGGAGCGUCAUCAGCUUCACGGCCAGUAGGGACCCCGAGACGCCUCCCAUGGCGCCGCUGUCCCCACCGCCGCAGCAGCCGCAGCUACCGCCGCCACCCCCGCCGCCGUCAGAACCGCCACCACCACCACCGCCGCCGCCGCCACCGCCACCAAGCCCUUCCCCACCACAGCCGCCAUCACCGAAUCCUCCAAAAUCGCCGAAACCACCAAAGCCGCAGCCGCCUUCACCACCGCCACCACCACCACCGCCGAGGGUACGAUCCCCACGCCGCCCACCAUCUCCGGCACCGUCACUGCCCCUGCCUCCACCUAGCCCUACCCUACCACCCCUACAACCACAGCCUCCGGCUCCGCUGCCACCGUCUGUAACCGGCGGAGACGGCAGCAGCAACGAUGCUAAGGUCGUUGCGACCAGCGUGCCGCCGCCUGGGAAGGCACCCGUGGGUGCGAACACUGAGUCUGGCAGCGUGGCAGGGGCGUCAGCGCUGGGCGGCGGCAGUGGAAGUGGCGGCAACAGCAGCGUGAACGCAGGUCCCAUUGUCGCCGCUGUGCUGGUGCCGAUAGUCGGGAUCGCUGCGAUUGGGGUGGCGCUGUAUCGCUGGCAGCGCAGGCGGCUGAUAGAUGAGGCUUUCAACUCCAUCAUGACACCCAUUGAGGUCGACGACGGGGAGUUCACACACGCUAGCAGCGCGCCCUCGGGCACACCGCCCGCGUCCACCCUCACCGUCGCCUUUGGCGCAGUGCCUGGGUCACGAACCCCCAGCCCCCGCAGCACCAUUGGCGGCUACCCCGCCCAAAGCUUCAGCCGCGGCGACGGUGGCCCCAGUGCUAGCGGCGGGUUUGGCGAUGUCUUCGGCCACCCUAGGAGCGUCAGCACGGGUGGCUUCCCCGCCGGGAGGAGUGGCGUCCCGCCUUCUCCGCCUCGCAGCCCCCGAUCCAUGUACUCACGUGGCAUGGGUGUGAGUAAUACCAAUGACAUGGAGCCUUCGGCGUCGCGGGUUGUCGUGGUGAAUGGCGACCUGCCUUUGAACUACACGAUCCGCUUCUCGUCUGCGUUUUACGCGGCUACCUACGGUUUGACCGACUUUGGCGUCCGAGAAGGACGCUCACCGAAGUAGGGAAACACGAAGACGGGGGUUGAUGUCCUGUCUCUGUAGACAGCAAGCAGCUGCGAGAGAGCAGCGUGCUGUGAUGGUUGCGUAUGAGCAGAUGCGUGCCGGUUGAUUCUUUGGUUAAUCGUGUGUACUGGAAAAACACUGGCACCGUGGAAGGUGCCGUACAUGUGUAAGUUUGACCUCAUUUUGUCUGCUUGAUGAGGCGGUCUUGUGUGUGCUCUGUGUGUGUGUGACGUGCGUCUUGGCAUGGUGCAGUUUGUCGUACAAUGACGUCCGCUUGCUCCUCCGUGCGUUUCUACGUAUUAGCGUUUUAUAGGCGGACGAAAUCCACGUCUGCUUGCCUGGCCGUGGCGUUCAUGCCGCUCAUGUAGGGUUGUUCGCCGCCAGGGUUUACCGAUGUGGACUUUAUCCGGUUUGUACGUACCUUUCAAAUGCAGACGCACGAUGUGGUCUGCCAUAUCCGUACACGCGUGUCACUUAGUGCAUGUCAUUCACUUUGCUUAUUGCCUAGACCUAUGAUUAGUGCUUGUAGGUGCACCGGCCCAACCAGGGUUCCGUGAUUUCCUGCCGCACCCAGGGCCCCCUCUCUGGCUUUGUCAGGUGAUCAGCCAUAGCGCUUGGAUACUCAUGUGAACCACUGAGGAUUGUGACUCUCCGAAUACUCUUUCUCAAAGUGUGGGAUGUGUGGGUACUAAGAGAUUUCCCAAUGUUGUGCCCGGAUUACUAACGCUCAGUAAGCAGGGAGGACUGGGGGUAAUCGUGGGUUGUCCUGUGUUUGGAGUGGCAGGGAACUCCAGGGGCUCAAUGAGUUGUCUGGGGAGCAAUUCUAGCAAGUAUCCGACGGCGGUGCGCCUGGGGUACAGCGGCUGCUGUAGUGGAAUCUGGCAUGAUGCUUUGUUUCUAGGUGCGCAGUCAUGCGCACCUCACUGCUGCUGGCUGAACUCGCAUUAGGUUACUAGGGACACGGGAUGAUGGGGGUGCGGGAUGGAUGCAGUCAUGUUUGUGCGGACAAAUUAAACAGCAGCCAGGCUUGGCCAGGAGCUUGGUUGCUAUGUAUGUAUGCAUGCCAGUCGGCGGUUGAGCGCACUAUUGAACUGCCUAGUAGGGUAAAUGACACGUGCAGUGUUCGGGACCGUGAGCCCUGCAUGUAUGAGCCGCUGGCAGCAAUGUUGCUGCCUUUUAUUUGCAUACGGGCUGGCGUCUGCUGGCGCCAUGAGACACUAACCCAUGAUGUUACCAAACGAGC
This is a messenger RNA of Astrephomene gubernaculifera, 3301 nucleotides long. The record is from the annotation of a GenBank genome assembly. Lineage: Eukaryota; Viridiplantae; Chlorophyta; Chlorophyceae; Chlamydomonadales; Astrephomenaceae.